This is a messenger RNA of Pygoscelis adeliae (Adelie penguin), 1650 nucleotides long. RefSeq names its product RAB43, member RAS oncogene family (gene RAB43). The transcript is spliced from 3 exons. The record is from RefSeq and is a predicted model, not a curated record. The coding region runs from base 1 to 468 and encodes 155 amino acids. Gene Ontology annotation, biological process: regulation of exocytosis; protein secretion. NCBI's taxonomy places the organism in Eukaryota, Metazoa, Chordata, Aves, Sphenisciformes, Spheniscidae. Gene Ontology annotation, molecular function: GTP binding; GTPase activity.
AUGUCUGUUCUAUCACCUAAAAAAGGACAGUUGCAGAUCUGGGACACAGCUGGCCAGGAGAGAUUCCGAACUAUCACACAGAGUUAUUACCGCAGCGCCAAUGGAGCAAUCCUAGCCUAUGAUAUCAGCAAGAGAGGCUCUUUCCUGUCCAUUCCUCGCUGGAUCGAGGAUGUGAGAAAGUAUGCGGGUUCCAACAUAGUACAGUUACUGAUUGGAAACAAGUCUGACCUAAGUGACCUUCGAGAGGUUCAGCUGGAAGAAGCUCAGAAUCUGGCUGAACACUACGAUAAUAUCAUCUGUGCCAUAGAGACCUCUGCGAAAGACUCCAGCAAUGUGGAGGAGGCUUUUGUGAAGAUGGCUACAGAGCUCAUGAUGAGGCAUGGAGGCCCUAUGUUCAGUGAGAAGAAUACUGACAGCAUCAAGCUUGACAGCAAAGACGUUGUAGAAGGCUGGGGGUGUGGUUGCUGAUAUGAGCUAGGUGAUAUCCCUAACUUUACUGGAAUUUAGAUGGUGCUUCACCCCAAUGCUGAGUAGCACGGUAGCCAUAUUCUUCUCCUCCUGUGAAACCAGCGAUUUUGUAGAAGUUAGACACAAUCCUGUUUGCUUUGGUGUCUUAUUUUUAAAAAGGGACUCAAGAGAGGUAGUCCUAAAAGUCAAGCCCUCUGAAAAACUUACUCAAAAUUUGUCCCCACCAUUUUCUUUUGUGUAACCUUCAUACAAGUUACAAAAGUGGAGGAAACAACUUUGAACUGGUGGUGUGGGGUGGGGAGACAGAUGGAUGGGGAAAAGACUGAUGCACACCCAAAGUUCUGAAGCAUUUAGCAGACUGUUGGCAAAGGAGGUAAUUUUUGGAAUAGGCAAUCUUGACAGUGUCUCUUUAAAUCAUCAGCACUCCACCAAUGACCAGAAAGUGACAGUGUCUUUGAUAAAGGUAUUUCAAGUGUCAGAAUACCCAGCAUUUUGAUUACAGGACCAAAUAGCAGUCACCUGUCCUAAGGCAUAUGGAUUGCUUGUUAGUAUUGGAAGAGGCCCAGGUGAGGAAGCCUUCUCUCAGGUUUUGUUAUAAUUUUUUUAAGUUGUUAUUUUAACAAAACGCAACAUCAGCCUGAGCAGUAUCACAUGACUUGCUGUCAAGCACAAUUGGACCAGUGUAGUUAUUUUAAAUACAGCCUUGAGGAGGGGGUAGAUGCAUUUCACUUGUUAUUGUUUGCACAGUGAUAGCUCCCUUUUCCAAGUGGGUAUCAUUGAGUUUUUGCCCUCAGGUCUCUUUAUUUCAUUCUGUAACUCAAGACCUGCACCACUGGAAACAGGAACUGGAGAAACCUUGAACUGACUGGUAGCCAUGAUCUCCUGCCAUGUGCCUAAUGGUCAUAUACAGGGUUAAUUCUCGUCAUACAUUUGACAUGUUACCAGAGUGUUUAUUGCUUAAGUGGCAUAAGUGGAUUUGGGUUUUUUGUGGGGGUUUUUUUUUAACCAUCUCUUGAAAUACAGUCUGGGCAUAUAAUGGGCAAGAAGACCUCAGCUGAAAACUGCAUGCAUUGCACUUCUUGGUUGUAAGAAACCAGCGUCUUUUCAAGUGAUUCCCUCCCAACUUUGUACUCAACUGCUUCCCUCUCCCUAUCAGAAGUUCCCCAUUGCUUUUAAUUCCUU